Messenger RNA from Loxodonta africana (African savanna elephant), 6094 nucleotides. It is a transcript of the gene RIPOR1, whose product is annotated as RHO family interacting cell polarization regulator 1. The transcript is spliced from 21 exons. Bases 1724 to 5785 code for a protein of 1353 amino acids. The record is from RefSeq and is a predicted model, not a curated record. Gene Ontology annotation, cellular component: cytoplasm. Lineage: Eukaryota; Metazoa; Chordata; Mammalia; Proboscidea; Elephantidae.
CUGGCUGAGGUUGAGAACUGCUCCAUGGUUCCAGCCGGGCUGUUGUGCCAAGACCUCUGGCAGCUCCCGCCAGCUUGUGUGCAGGUGCAGAGAAGGCAGGGAGUUAGGUUGUCCAGGGCUGGUUUCUGCCAGGUAGGAAUGAGGUGCAGAGCACUAAGCAAUAGGUGAGUGAUGGAGUGGUGGCCAUUAAUCCAGGCUGGUAUAAGGAUGAACAGGAAAAGUAGAGAAGGUAGGACGGGCUGGCACGGAGAAAGUAAGUAGAGGCGGAGUGUGAGCUCAGUGCAGCGUGGUGUCUGCAAAGUUCAGGGCUGUAUCCCAGCAACUGGCACAUGUUUGGCACAGAGUUUUCACUCAGUGAAUAGUUGAAUAAAUGAACUGAGGGCUCAAGGGAUCAGAGGUCUCAGGUAGAAGGCAGGUAAGGUGGGGGUAAUGGAGAAGGUUGUUGUCAAAGUGGUUGUGCUUUAGAAAGGGGGGAUUCCAGAGGCAGGUGGUAUGACUGGUCUGUUCUCAUGGGGAGUGGCUGAAGGAAACAGAGAGGCCAGCAUUGGGUGGGCAGUCUAUGGGAAUGCAGAGGUUGCCAGUGUGGGUGCACAGUGGCCAGUCUUCAGGGAGGUGAGGGAAGAUAGCAUUUCUCAAACUGGGGUCCUUGGACAUCUGAAUCAGUAUGGUGUGGUAUGGGGGUGGGAACUGCAGACCUCUGAGCCCACCCCAGCCUUCUGGAAAGUUGAGCCUCAAAGGACCAGGGGGUUUAUGGGGCAGGGGAACAUUCAGUGCCUCUGAGGUCAGGGGGGUGGAAUACCCGGUGGACCCUUUGUAUAGUGGCCUCUAUCCAGGUCAGAGGUGGAGGGAGGUUAUUCGAGGAAGAGGUAUUGAGGGUGGGAAAGAGCCAGCACCAAGGAUUCAGGGCCUGAGGGGCCCAUGUGGGCUGGGGGCCAGAAGGAUGGGGCCUUGGCCUGUGGAUGCAGCUGUGGCUAGGAGGCCCUGGCUGGUCAUUGGUUUCUGAUCCUCUUCUCUGGGGCCUGGUGGGGGGGGGAUGCUCCCCAAACUGAGCACCUCCUCUGUGGGCAUAGGGGUGAGGGGUGGUAUAAGGGGUUGUGGGAAUCUCUGCCCCAAUUCCUUCUCUGCUUCACUCUUGAGGCAGCAUCACAUUAUACAGAGUUGACCCAGUCUCUCUUCUCAGCCCCUAGACCCCUCGUGGCCAGUGCCCCACUCUCUGCUGGCCACUGGCAGAGUCCCUCCACUUAGCACCCCUAGCCCUUCCUUCCACUCUUAGCCCCCCCACUCAGAACCCCAGCUCUCAGCCCUCUGUGGGUUCAGCCCACUCUCAGUGCCCCUCAUCCUGCACUCUAUUCUUACUGCCCCCGCUAAUCCCUUCUUCCUAUGUAGAGACCCAUAUUGGCCACCACACUCAACCACUUUUACUCCUGACCCCAACAGAGAGAACCCCCCGUCAAUCCCCUCCCCGAAGGAAACCCCUAGUUGCCCCUCUCAUGGGCCAGGCAGGCCUAGGUCCUGGAGUCCCCCUGGCCCAGCCGGUCCCGCCCCAUCCCAGCGGGCUGAGUCAGGCGGCAGGAACUGGGCGGGGGGCGGCGCCGGGAGGAGCCAGGGCCUGAGCCAGAGCGGCGGGGAGCGAGCGCAGCCCAGCCGGGGUCAGCACCGCGCAACCCUGGGCCAGCAGGGCUGCGGGGAGUGAGCGCGGGGCCGGGACUGUCCCAGACUCACCAUGAACGCCAAGAAGAAAGGGAGCCCCGCGCGGACUCAUUCCAUGAUGUCCCUGUCGGUGCGGCCGCAGCGCCGCCUGCUCAGCGCCCGGGUCAGUAGAAGCCAGUCCUUCGCAGGUGUCCUCGGCAACCACGAGCGGGGUCCCAGGAGCUUCCCGGCCUUCAGCCCUCCUGUCCCCCCACGGAAACUCGCAGCGCUCUCCCGAGUUUCCAGAAUGUUUUCCGUGGCACAUCCAGCCCCCAAAGUUCCACAGCCUGAGCGGCUAGACCAGGUGUACGCUGCGCUCAAGCGGGGCCUGACGGCCUACUUGGAAGUGCACCAGCAGGAGCAGGAGAAACUCCAGGGUCAGAUAAGGGAGUCCAAGAGGAAUUCCCGACUGGGCUUCCUGUAUGAUUUAGACAAGCAAGUCAAGUCCAUUGAACGCUUCCUGCGCCGGCUAGAGUUCCAUGCCAGCAAGAUCGAUGAGCUGUAUGAGGCAUACUGUGUCCAACGGCGACUCCGGGAUGGUGCCUACAACAUGGUCCGUGCUUAUACUACCGGGUCCCCAGGGAGCCGAGAGGCCCGGGACAGCCUGGCUGAGGCCACUCGAGGGCAUCGAGAGUACACGGAGAGCAUGUGUAUGCUGGAGAGUGAGCUGGAAGCACAGCUGGGUGAAUUCCAUCUCCGGAUGAAAGGGCUGGCCGGCUUCGCCAGACUAUGUGUGGGCGAUCAGUAUGAGAUCUGCAUGAAGUAUGGGCGUCAGCGCUGGAAACUACGGGGCCGCAUCGAGGGUAGCGGGAAGCAGAUGUGGGACAGUGAGGAAACCAUCUUUCUGCCUCUGAUCACAGAAUUCCUGUCCAUCAAGGUGACAGAACUGAAAGGGCUGGCAAACCAUGUGAUUGUGGGCAGCGUCUCCUGUGAAACCAAGGACCUGUUUGCUGCCCUGCCCCAGGUUGUGGCUGUGGACAUCAAUGAUCUCGGCACCAUUAAACUCAGUUUGGAAGUCACAUGGAGCCCAUUUGACAAGGAAGACCAGCCCUCAGCCACUUCUUCUGUCAACAAGGCAUCCACAGUCACCAAACGCUUCUCCACCUAUAGCCAGAGCCCACCAGACACACCUUCGCUUCGGGAGCAGGCCUUCUAUAACAUGCUGCGACGGCAGGAGGAGCUGGAGAAUGGGACAGCAUGGUCCCUGUCAUCCGAAUCUUCAGACGACUCAUCCAGCCCACAGCUCUCAGGCACUGGCCGCCACUCCUCAGCCCCCAGGCCCCUGGUGCAGCAACCAGAUCCCCUGCCCAUCCAAGUCACCUUCUGUAGGCCUGAGACCCCCACCUCUGGGCUCAUGAAUGAGGAGGGGGCCAUAGCCCCAGCCCUGGCCAAUGGGCAUGCCCCUUAUAGCCGGACACUGAGUCACAUCAGUGAGGCCAGCGUGGAUGCUGCCUUGGCAGAGGCUUCAGUGGAAGCUGUGGGCCUAGAAAACCUAGGUCAGGUACCUAGCCCACUUGCACACCCAGAUCCCACACAGGAGUGCCCUAGUUCUGUCUCUCCUGUCCCUUCUGCCCUGGACCCUGGUCAUUCCACCAUAAGCCCAACCCUCAGUACAGUAGGCUCUACCCACAUAUCUGCAGACCUUGCUGCAUCUGAACAACUAAAUCCAGUUCCCAAGGCCACAGACUCUGGUUCUUCUGAUCUACCAGGCCCCACCCACACUACUAUAAGCUCCACUUAUAGUGCCAUAAGCCCUACCCACAGUGCUGUAAGCCUCACCUACUCUACCACAGGCUCUACCGGUAAGCCAAUGGUCUCUACCCUCACUACUGCAGGCUCUACCCCAAGUCCUACAGGCCCUACCCCCAGUGCCACAGGAUCAGUCCAGACCACUACAAGCCCCAAACACACUGUCACAAGCCCAACAUAUACUGUCACAAGGCCCAUCUGCAAGCCAGUGCUCUCUACCCUCACAACUGUAGGCCCUACCAUCAAUACUAUAGGCCCAGUCCAGACCACCACAAGCCCCACCCACACUACCACAAGCCCCACCCAUAAGCCAGUGCUUUCUAGCUUAACUUCUGUUGGCCCAGCUCAGACCACAAGCCCCACUCACACUACUGCAAGCUCUACCCACACUACCAUAAGCCCCACCCAUACCAUAACAAGCACCACCCACACUACCAUAAGCCACACCCAUACCACCCCAAGCUCCACCCACACCACGCCAACCCCCACUCAAAAAACCGGGGUGCCAACUCACACCACUACAAAUUCAACCUCGAAUGCUAUAGACCUAGUCCAGACCAGUAUAAGCCUCACCCAUUCUGCCACAAGCCCCACCCUUAAAACUGUAAGCCCUUCCACUUCUCAAGAGCUUGUGACUCUCUCCAGCCCCUCUGUGCACACAGACCCCACCCACCCAGGCACAAACUCCCUUCCCUUUGGCCACCCAGCUUCCACCCUCUGCACUCAGGCAGACCUCACAGGCCCCAGCACCUCCUCCCCCAGUCCCACCUGUUCUGGUUGGGAACCCCUCGCAAGCCCUGCCCUAGAGCCCAACCUUCAGAGCCCAAGCCCCCCUCCCUCAUCCCUAACCCCCACACCCCAGCAUUCAGAUCAUAGCCUGGCCAUGGCUGCUCAGGCCCCAGUCCCAGAAGCAGCUGGAGGGGCUGAGGACAGGAAGCUAGAGGUGGCACUGGGGGCUCUAAUGGCAGCCCUGGAUGACUAUCGUGGUCAGUUCCCUGAGCUGCAGGGCCUGGAGCAGGAGCUGACUCGACUGGAGAGUCUGCUAACGCAGAGGCAAGGUUUGACCCGGAGCCGGGCCUCCAGUCUCAGCAUCACUGUGGAGCAUGCCCUGGAGAGUUUCAGCUUUCUCAAUGACGAUGAAGAUGAAGACACUGAUGGUCCUGGGGACAGGCCCCCAAGCAGCCCGGAGUCUGGGGCUGAGGACAGCCUAGAUUCACCCAGUACCCGCCCCCUCAGCACAGGGUGUCCAGCUCUGGAUGCUGCCCUGGUCUUGCACCUGUACCACUGCAGUCGCCUCCUGCUGAAACUGGGCACAUUUGGGCCCCUGCGAUGUCAGGAGGCAUGGGCCCUGGAGCGGCUGCUGCGGGAGGCCCGAGUGCUCGAGGCAGUGUGUGAGCUCAGCAGGCAAUGGGCAAUCCCUGCCAUCUCCGCCCAGGAAGGUAAAGGCCCUGUGGGCCCUGGCUCUGGCAUCUGUCUCCAGGCUCCUGUCCCACGCCACCCUACCCUCAUCUGCCACCUGCCUGCCCUGUCUCUGACAGUUUCUGCACCCCUCACAGUGGUGCAGUUCUCAGCCUCUCGGCCCGGCUUCCUGAACUUCUGGGACCAGUGCACAGAGGGACUCAGCCCCUUCAUCUGUCCCGUGGAGCGGGUGAUCCUCACCUUCUGCAAGCAGUACAGUGCCCGCCUCUCCCUGCGCCAGUCUGGUUUAGCCGAGGCUGUGUGUGUCAAGUUCCUGGAGGAUGCCCUGGGGCAGAAGCUGCCCAGGAGGCCCCAGCCAGGCCCUGGAGAGCAGCUCACCAUCUUCCAGUUUUGGAGUUACGUGGAAACGUUGGAUGGACCCUCAAUGGAGGCCUAUGUGACCGAGACUGCCGAGGAGGUAUUACUGGUGCGGAACCUGAACUCAGAUGACCAAGCUGUGGUGCUAAAGGCUCUGAGGUUGGCACCCGAGGGGCGGCUGCGUAAGGACGGGCUGCGGGCGCUGAGCUCCUUGCUGGUUCAUGGCAACAACAAGGUCAUGGCUGCUGUAAGCACCCAGCUCCGGAGCCUGUCACUGGGUCCUGCCUUCCGAGAGAGGGCCCUCCUGUGCUUCCUGGACCAACUGGAGGAUGAAGAUGUACAGACGCGAGUGGCUGGCUGCCUGGCCUUGGGCUGCAUCAAGGCAUCCGAGGGCAUUGAGCCCCUGGUGUACCUGUGCCAAACGGACACAGAGGCUGUGCGGGAGGCUGCCCGACAGAGCCUGCAACAGUGUGGGGAAGAGGGACAGUCUGCCCAUCGACGGCUGGAGGAAUCGCUGGAUGCCCUGCCCCGCAUCUUCGGGCCUGGCAGCAUGGCCAGCACAGCAUUCUAACCCUCCCAGGCUCUCAGAGCCCCCACCCCCACUUUCAGGGCUCACCAGGCACUGGCAGGGAGGGUGAAGGCUGGCUCUGGACACCCCUCCCCCAGAUUCCUUUCAAUGAAAAUCUAAUAUAUUCUGUUCCCCUUGGGGUUGGUAGAGUCAGUGUCUGUAGUCAAGUGCCUCGCAGCCUAGGCUCAGCAUGCCCCUUGCCACAAAUAAGUGUCCAGAGUCUGGCCACCCUGCCUCUGCCCCCCACAUCCCUUGGUUUUGUAUAUUAUUUACAGUUUUACAGAAAAUUAAAAGCAAAACGCCUUUCCUACA